Vigna angularis (adzuki bean) is the source of this 1161-nucleotide messenger RNA. RefSeq lists its product as uncharacterized. The transcript has 8 exons. Bases 47 to 904 code for a protein of 285 amino acids. The record is from RefSeq and is a predicted model, not a curated record. Gene Ontology annotation, molecular function: sequence-specific DNA binding; RNA endonuclease activity; RNA binding. Gene Ontology annotation, cellular component: nucleus; cytoplasm. Lineage: Eukaryota; Viridiplantae; Streptophyta; Magnoliopsida; Fabales; Fabaceae.
UCUAAUUUGAUUAAAAAGACAAGAAAAAAAGAAAAGAACAGAACACAUGUUACACUCUCUUCACAAGUUUUCUCUGUUCAUGGCAUCGAAACCUCAACGCCUCCAUCAAGUUGCCGAGAACAACUUUCAGGGCUCAGCAAAGAGGGUAAGAACCAUGGCCACAUCCACAGCCAUUGAACCAGCUAUGAAGGACGCUUUUACCGGAUAUGCUGAAUAUCUCAAUGACCUUAAUGACAAACGGGAAAGAGUGGUCAAAGCAAGUCGAGAUAUAACAAUGAAUAGCAAAAAAGUCAUAUUUCAAGUGCACAGGAUGAGUAAAUUCAAUAAAGUGGAAGUACUUGAGAAAGCUGAAAAGGACUUAGCAGCUGUGACAGAUCAGUAUGUGUCACGACUAGUCAAAGAAUUGCAGGGAACUGAUUUUUGGAAGCUAAGGCGUGCAUACUCACCAGGGAUACAGGAGUAUGUCGAAGCAGCUACGUUCUGUUGUUUCUGCAAAAAUGGAACACUUUUGGAGCUUGAUGAAAUAAACAAAACAUUGCUACCACUUAAUGAUCCAUCUCUACAUCCUCUGCAGAUAAAUGUCCUUGAUUAUCUAUUAGGGCUUGCAGAUUUGACUGGAGAGCUGAUGCGUUUAGCAAUAGGUAGGAUAUCAGAUGGUGAACUUGAAUUUGCUGAGAAGAUAUGCAAAUUUGUGCGUGAUAUAUACAGGGAGCUUACUCUAGUAGCGCCACUUAUGGAUGACAAUUCUGACAUGAAAACAAAAAUGGAUGUAAUGCUCCAAAGUGUCAUGAAAAUAGAGAAUGCUUGCUUUAGUGUUCAUGUGAGAGGGUCUGAGUAUAUUCCACUUCUGGGAACCGACGAUCCAAGUUCUUUCCUGGUGGGAGUUCCAGAUAUUGAACUAUGAGCUAUCCAUUGGACGCUUUGUGAGAUCUGUCAAUGAGAGAUAGUCUGCUAGAAGGUUUUGGAGGUUGAUAUCAUUGCAUGGACCAAUCUCAACAAUAUUGUGUUUUUCCCAUGACCAUCGAAGAGGAUGUUUAAGCUGUUCUUGUAAAGGUUGAUCAUUAUCACAUAAUGUUGUUGAACUUGUUCUAAAUAGUAUGAGAUUAAAGAAAACUGGUAAGUUUGAAUGAACUAUGCUAUCAUUCGAGCAUUUCAGCUUUA